AUGGAAUUCAGGCUACCAACUUCGUUUCCAAUUCAGAGGAAAGUUCUCGAGAAAUGGAAACACCUCUUAGACGAAAAAAGAUUCAAAGCUCUUCAGCCAAUCCAAGAAACCUUCAAUGAUGACGUAGGGGUUCGCCAUAAGCAAAUAGGACACAUUCACGAAAGCUGGAUGAUGGAAUUGGAACCGAUAAACCACAAAAGUCGAUCUGAUGACCUUUCUAGUUGUCAUUCAAAACAAAGCUUCCAGGAUUACGUAGAUUCGUUUAACAGAAAGCGCCACCUACCGUUAGGUUCUGAAGAUAAUAUGCUUCCACCAGCACGUGACAAUUCUAGACGACAGAAGUUCAUCUCUAAAUCUUUGGAAUCUCUGAAGCUACCGCCUAUUAACCAGCGAUUCCCUGAACAAAUCUACGUAGAUACAGGGGUAGGGCCUCUUAACUACUGGCAGACAAUAGCAGCCGAUAAUUUCAUAGACAGUGAACUUCGCAAGCGAACAAGGCUCCGGAUGAGAGAAAAAGUCACAGCUUCACAAGUGUGCAUGAAUUAUGAAGAAGAAACAGAGGAAGAUCCAGAAUUGGUUGAUCGAGAACUGGGCUUGUCCAAAAAGCGAUCUGUGGUCAAAGGACCUAAAGAAACUAACACUCAUAGCCGGUGGAUGUCCAAAAUUCCCGGUCUCUCUUGGAAGAUGGAAUAAGCUACUCAGUGGCUCAACGAAAAUUUUCGGAAUUAUCAAGAAAAAGAUGAAACAGUUUGGUGAAAAAUCACUAAAAAUUGUGUGAAGCAUGUGUAGCAUGAGUUAUUUGUUACAGAAGUCUUAAUACUUGAGUGAUCAUGUCAACAAGUAGAGUGCUUUGUUAGCGGCUUAAUUUUUUCUUUCCAAAACAUUAGACUAAGAAGUAGAAUAUAUACGUUUACAAGAGACUUGAGGUAUACAAAAUUUACAAUCUUGUGGUUUGCAGGAACAGUUUAUUUUUGCUAUGAAACAGCUGCAAAAGGUUAAUCCUACUUUAUAAAAACGGU
Molecule: messenger RNA, 1019 nt
Organism: Limulus polyphemus (Atlantic horseshoe crab)
Lineage: Eukaryota; Metazoa; Arthropoda; Merostomata; Xiphosura; Limulidae
Exons: 5
Coding region: 1-693 (230 amino acids)
Source: RefSeq, a predicted model, not a curated record